GAAAACAAAAAAGUCUUCAAUGAAGGAAGAUUCCUACGAACAUGCAUUCCCCUCUAUAAAACUCUAGCAGCACAGAGGGAACCUUCAGCAAAGCAAGCAAUGGAGAAAGGAGAUGUGAAGUUAUUCGGGAUAUGGUCAAGCCCGUUUGUGCUCAUAGUCAAAUGGGCACUGAGAAUUAAGGGAGUCGAAUAUGAAUACAUAGAAGAGGAUCUCUCCAACAAAAGCAAUUUGCUCUUGGAAUACAAUCCUGUGCAUAAGAAGGUGCCAGUGAUGGUGCACAAUGGAAAACCAAUAGCUGAAUCAGCUGUCAUCCUUGAAUACAUAGAAGAAACUUGGAAGAACAAUCCCAUCUUGCCUGAUGAUCCUUAUGAGAGAGCCAUGGCCCGCUUCUGGUGUAAAUUUGUAGUGGACAAGUUGUCACCUCCAAUUUGGCGUCUUUUUAUAUCACAAGGGAAAGAGCAAGAGGAAGCAUAUGCAUUAGCAAUUGAGAACCUGAAAAUAUUGGAACAAGAGCUUCAAGGAAAGAUGUUUUUCUGUGGAGAAACAAUUGGACUUGCAGAUAUAUCAAUUGGUCCACUUGCUUAUGUUAUGCCAAUCUAUGAGGAGAUCACCAAGCUGAAAAUGGUUGAUGCAGAGCGAUUUCCAUUACUUUGUGCAUGGAUGGAAGCUUUCUUAAAUUCUCCAGUCGUCAAAGACAGCUUGCCACCUGGAGAGAAGUUGCUUCUCAAGUAUCGAGCACUUCGCGAAUCCUUCUUAGCAAAAGGGAAUAAAUGAACACAGAUGGCCAUUGUCUCCAACUUGAUUUUGACUCCAUUUUAUGUAUCAGAGUAGACACUUCAAAGCUAGUAGCUAUUAUACUGUGAAUGAAAUGAAUGCAGUAAUAAGACAUAGAUUUACUGUCCAAACCUUUGUGAAUCCAAUUUUUUUGGUUAAA
Messenger RNA from Elaeis guineensis (African oil palm), 934 nucleotides. Its product is annotated as probable glutathione S-transferase. Gene Ontology annotation, biological process: glutathione metabolic process. The record is from RefSeq and is a predicted model, not a curated record. Gene Ontology annotation, molecular function: glutathione transferase activity. Gene Ontology annotation, cellular component: cytoplasm. NCBI's taxonomy places the organism in Eukaryota, Viridiplantae, Streptophyta, Magnoliopsida, Arecales, Arecaceae.